Messenger RNA from Dermacentor silvarum, 12465 nucleotides. It is a transcript of the gene capu, whose product is annotated as formin-2-like. NCBI's taxonomy places the organism in Eukaryota, Metazoa, Arthropoda, Arachnida, Ixodida, Ixodidae. The record is from RefSeq and is a predicted model, not a curated record. Bases 1191 to 5495 code for a protein of 1434 amino acids. The transcript has 21 exons. Gene Ontology annotation, molecular function: actin filament binding; microtubule binding. Gene Ontology annotation, cellular component: cytoskeleton; cytoplasm; actin filament. Gene Ontology annotation, biological process: actin filament network formation; actin nucleation; cortical actin cytoskeleton organization.
CAUCCAGCAGUAGCAGCAGCGGGCUUAGCAUCGGCCCGCUGGGUCUUUCCGCCAGAAAAAAACUCGUACUACGAGCAAAGGCGAGAUACGAAAGCAAGAUAUAUCACGGCAUGGCACGGGCGGCUUGCGCGUUCACGCUAUGCCCUGUGAUCCAAGAACAGAAGCUGGCGCUGCGCGCUGUACCGCGAGCCGGUUCGCGAGGCACGUAGUUUACCGAGCUAUAGCGAGUUGUGUAUGUGGCGAGGGAGAAGAGAGUGAUAGCUCGUCGGUUUUGCGUAAACGCACGCUGGUCAGCCCCGAAUGUAAAUUUGUUUCGGUUUUAGAACAAUGUAUUCACGGGAAACGGCUCGAAAGGUUGCGCUUCUAUAGAUCUAUGUCGACUUUCUCGACAAACGACCCGGGACGAACAAGGUCCGAUGCGUACUGUUCUUUUUUACACGCGCCGGGAGAACGACUUGAGAAUUAUAAGCGGCCAGGUUGAGUGCGUUAUAAAAAUAAAAGUUGCGCGUGUUUACGCUGUUGACAAAUUGACAUUACUGCUUUAAUAUAUAUAGCUUGCCGAGCGCAUGGUCUCGCAUUAAUCAAGUCGAACAGUUUGUGCGAUUUUUCGUUUCAUGAUUGUAAACACUUUGACUCCGUACGCGUGUGAGGACGUGCACGUCAGCUAAUGUCAAUUGGAACCAUGGUGGUUAAUUGGAACUUAUUUAACGCCAUGCGAUGGUGACAUACGCGUAGUUUGGCAAAUGGUUUCGCUUCCUUCUCCGCAUGUCGCCAGUUUAAGUGAAUUAAUUACGAUCAGGCGUCGCCAUUCACGCACUAUACCUCAAGUAAGUUGACCUUUCUUUUCUCUCCUUCUUUAUCUUUUUUCGCAUAGCAUUCGGGGAUUAUUAUUUAUCGCGGGUACGAAAGGUCCUUCCAAGUCGCCCACGUGUUUUCAUUUUGGUCUGGAGCUGCCCACGUUUUUGCUUCUUUCUCUUUUUUUUCUUUUUUUUUUGCGAUUGGGAUCGCAGCCUUCGAUUCGGCUAUAGCCUUUUAUAGCGGCUUAAGUUUGGCUACUUGAGGCAAGGAGCGUUGACUUGAGGAGCUAGAAGACGAAGAUGUGAGAUCUCGGGACCGCUGGUUAGCGAGGCCUCUCUAGGUCGCUUCAUUUUACGGUGGAGGCGUGAGCACAGCGGCGUCAGGUUGGACCCAUGACCGACGAACGGGGCGAAUUCGUCGAGUGGCGUUUCUGGCGCUUCCCUCCGCCCAACGCCAACCAUCAGCGUUUCGGCGACGAGAUCGAGAGGUUCGCCGCAGCGGCCGCGACGGCUACUCGUGCUGGAGCCGUCGGGAGAGUAGCCACCGUCGCUUGCGAGCAGCGAGGCCGUCCGGCGGCGAGGCCGCCGCGGUGCUCGGUAUUCCUCGAGAAGCGACCGGCCGCCGUCGCCGUUCAAGAUGAAAGCAGCAACCAGCGGGCCGAACCGGCCGGGAUUUCGCCAUCGGAGCCCAUCUCUGCGGCCCGCGGAGCAGACGACGCCGCUGAAGCAGACGACGACUCCGCCGGCGUCACGGAUUCGUUCCAGCCGAAGCGCAGCCACGGCGCGAGCCAACGGGACGGCGUCGUUGCGGUCUCGGUGGCCAGCGAUUGGCGGAGGAUCGCUAGGCCUAACCGCGUAGGUCGUCUGCUGCGCGACGCCUCGGCAGGUGAUGCGGCGGCCGCCGAAGGCGGCGGCGAUGACGACGACGCGGGUGUUAGCUUCGCACCGGCGGCGAGCCCCUUCAGAGCAGCAGCUGCCGCACCCGUAGAAGACACUAUGGGCAACAAGGGCAGCAGCAGCAGCGGUCACCAGGCCGAAAAGAGAGCCAAGGGCUCCACCGACUGCUUGUCGGAGACGCCCAAAGGUAGCCCCGGGCUCUUUCGGUUGGGCCGCGACGUCGUCAGGGGGAAAGUACGGAAAACUCCGCAGACUGCGCGAAAGGCGGCGGCGGCCGCCGCCGCCGCUGCGCAAGACGACGUCGGCGUCGUUCCGGGAAAAUGCCAAGUCGGUGGCGCGGCCCCCGAGUCGCACGUGGGGAGUGCGAAUGGCACCCCGAAGAAGAGGAGAAGCGAGUCAAGUCCGGAGAGCUCGGUUUCGGGUUCGGUCUACGUCGACACGGUCUCGCACCUGGCAGAUUCCGAAGACGGCGUCGUCGCGGACGCGUCGUCGUCCUCGAGGACUGCGGCCGAAAGCGAAGCAGGGACGACGCCACCGCAGCGGUCUCCGAGCAACGCUAGCGAUACGACCGUGUUCGGCGACGACGUCUCCGACUUCGUGUUUCCGCAACCGCAGCAGCAUCACCAGACCCCGCCCUCCUCGGCGCCUGUCACCGCGAAUGGCACGGGAACGACGACGGUUACCGGCGGGCUACCCGCGUACCGCAGUGCUGCCGCGUCCGGAGUACUGCGCGUGCGGUCUCACAGUGAAGCCGACUCGACGUCGGUGUACUCCGUCGCCCGCGCGACCCCCUCGUGCACGAGUCUGGGUCGCGGCGAUUCCAACAAGGCGACCAGCGAGGGAGCGGCGACGGCAGCGGGCUAUGCCGCGCCCACUUUCACGUUGACGCAGCACCGCAAAGUGGUUCUCCCCAAAUUCUCGGCGCCUUCGACCGCACUGCCUUCGGCUGCAGCAGCCAGUGCUGCUGCCAACGAGGAAAGCGGCGAUGCCAAACCCAGCGCACCUGCGAGUACCAGUGCCGCGAGUGGCGGUGGACGCCGGCAUUCGGCGUACGACGACGCGCCGCCUCUGGCCGGCAAUGUGCUCCGCAAAGUUGCCUCCCUGACCCUGGAGCGUGCGGCAAUCGAGGCAAAAGUGAACCGGCCAAAAGUGGUUCCCGAGAAGCUCGACUUCAGCAUUUACGAAAAAUUUGAAGGUCAGAUGUUGCUCAACUGGUUCUGCACGACCUUCCCGGAGGACCACUACCUGCGGUUUCUGUUGACCAAGCAGGACCUGAAGCUGCUGGCAGCUCAGUUCUGCACCCACCUGCUGGCCGCAGGGGUGCUGCGCCAGAUAGAGGACGAGAACGCCCCGCUCGAAUCUCUUUUUCGGCCUGACCUGAUGUACUACUGGACACACUCUGAAGUGCCAGCAGGCCCAGCAAGCAACGUUGUGCCUGGUAAACUGACCACGGACUAUUGGCCGCCACCAGACUCUGAAGGUGAUGCCAGGCCUGGACUUCGAUACACAGAAGCAGAGGCGCAGCAGAUGGUCAUGGGACUGAAAAAGGCCCACCGAAAUGAGCUGGAGAGGCUGCAGAAAGCACAUGAGUUGGCCCUCUUCUCUCUGCGUGGAGAGCAGGCUGCCAGGCUGACGGACUACGAGGGCCAAGUUGUUCGCCUGGAGCAAGAGAUUGACAAGUACCAAACCCUGGCCGGCAUUGAAGAACUGACCAGGAAGGCGCGAGACAUAGAUGCACCCCAGGCGACGACUCCAGCGUCCACCGCUCGCCCUGCGGUGCAGGUGUCGCAACGGUCGUGCGAAGUCCAGACCCCCUCCGCUGUGCUGCGGUCUUGCGAAGUGCAGACCGCCGCAUCGGCUACCUGUGAUAAGUGGGUCCAGGCGCAAUGGCGAUUUGCAGUGGGCAUGGUUCAGACGGACGAGGCAGAAUACUCAACCCAGGAAGCUCAGACCCACGUCGACGCGUGUCACCGGGAAUGCCAGACGGACGAGCAGCCUGUGCUGCCCACCGUGGUAGUGACGAGCGCUGGCAGCCCGCCCGCAGCAACCACUCUCUCCCAGGCGGCGCCACCGCCUCCGCCUCCCCCACCUCCCCCACCCCCGCCAUUUCCUUGCACACCGCCGCCGCCUCCUCCGCCUCCCCCGCCCCCAUUUAUGGGCAUGGCCACGCCUCCUCCUCCACCGCCACCCCCUCCCUUUCCUGGCAUGGCCACGCCUCCGCCCCCUCCCCCUCUGCCGGGAAUGGCCAUGACUCCUCCGCCGCCUCCCCUACCCCCAUUUGUGGCGCCGGUCCAUGGCUCCCCAGCACCUCCGCCUCCCCCCCCACCGGGUAUGGGACCAUUGCCGAUGCCAGCGCCACCUGUGGGCGGCUGGCACAACGCCUAUGCUGCAGCCCGCAAGCAACCUGUGAAUCCUAAGGCGGCGAUGAAGCCCCUCUACUGGACGAGGAUCCAAGUGCCCUCAGCGCAGCAGCCACAGGCUGCUUUGCCAGAGAGCGCAGAAAAGGCAGCAGAGCAGAAGACACUGUGGGAGAGCCUGGAGGAGACUCCCCCUACUGACUGGGACGAGUUUGAAAACUUGUUCUCGAGGCAGGUGCAGGAGAAAAAGCCCACGGCCAAAACGAAAAGUGCCAAGCAAAAGACUAAGCAGGUGGCGAAGCUUCUUGAUCAGAAACGGUCACAAAACGUUGGCAUACUGAUAUCAAGCCUUCGCCUCGAAAUAUGCGAUGUGGAGAAUGCCAUCUACAACUUCGACACAUCAGUCGUGAGCUUGGACACCCUUCAAGCACUUUAUGAAAUUCGUCCGACAAGUGAGGAGCUGAAGCUGAUCCAGGACCACCUAGCUGUGAAGCCCGACGUUCCGUUAGACAAGCCAGAGCGCUUCUUGCUUGAUCUGUCUCGCAUUCCGGAGUACGCCGACCGUGUCGGAUGCAUCAUGUUCCAGUCGACCUACACUGAGGCCAUCAGCACCGUGGAGAACAAGCUGAACAACCUCAAGAUGACAUGCCAGGCAUUAUUACACAGCAAGGAGGUGCGCACUAUCCUGGGGCUUAUAUUGGCUCUAGGCAACUACAUGAACGGAGGGAAUAGGAGUCGUGGACAAGCUGAUGGCUUUGGCCUCGAGAUAUUGGCCAAGUUGAAGGAUGUCAAGAGCAAGGACAACUCUUUGACUCUUCUUCACUACAUUGUCAGAGUCUAUAUAAGCAAGUUCCAAGAGGACGUUUCCCAGGAGAAGGCAAAAUUUCCGCUACCUGAGCCGACCGACAUGGAGCGAGCUGGACUCGUCAAUUUCGAUGACAUCAGGGCGGAUCUCAAGAAGCUUGACGCUCAGAUCAAGAGUUGCGAGUCCAAGGUGCAGAAGGUGCUGGCAAACUCGGACGGCGAGCACCAGGAGCCCUUUCGGGAGCAGAUGACCAAGUUUUUGCAGAAGGCAAGCCAGGAACAGAAGGAGCAGGAGGAGAACCUUGAGGAGUGCAGGCUUAAAUUCCUAGAGACCAAGGACUACUUCAGCUUGCAGCCCAAGUCCAAGAAUGAGUCUGAGUGGCCGAAGGAGUUCUUCACUCCGUGGGUGCCUUUCUGCAAUGACUUCAAGAACAUUUGGAAGAAGGAGGUCCAGCGCAAGAUCAAGCUCGACUUUGAGGCAGCUAGGAAGAAGGUGAAGGACCUGCAGGAAGCCAAGAAAUCCAGCGUGAUGUCCGAGGUGGUGAAAGUCAGAAAUAACAAGCCGUCUGGCCUGAAAGCGAAAAUGACGAAAAGGAUGCAGCAGCUUGGACAGAGCUUUCCUGCGUCUGGAGCACCUUAAGAAAAAAAUCUUUGCGAGAAUAGAUCUGACUUUUGCAGCCUGCGGUGCGCAAAAGCAAACAUACAAGUAUACAUAUAUAUAUACAUAUAUAUAAAUAGUGUGACAUAAUAUUUUUAACGAGAUAUUAAUGAUGUUAAGCGCGCACAGUUGUUGUUGUUGCAUGUAAGAGGUACAUCAGGUAACUUUCAUGGUGGAUCUGUCUGUCGGUCAACUGUUGCAAAGCUGCGUUAAAUUGUGAAUCUCAAGUUGUCGAACGCGUUUGCUAUCUGCGACAGUGCCAGGGCACUUGUUUUUUUCUUUUUAUUUAUUUUUUUGCAUACGUGAUGAGCACUUACUUGUGCAAUAAACGAGGGCUGGAUUGUGCAAGGAUCUAUUUCCUUCGAUUCUAUUAAUUCAUCACUGGUCACAGCAAGUGGCCAGUAAUGGCAAUAUCGAACACUUGGUUUCACCAGCCAGUGACAAAGGACAAAAAAAAAAAAAAGGAAAGUGAAAAGAAUCCUUGCAUAAUACAGUCCGUCAUUAGGAUAUGGCACGGUCUCGACGAUGCAGGACUGCAGGUGUCUUGGAGGUAUAAAGCUGACAAAGCAGGUGCAAGAAACGAAAAAAAUAUUUUGCAAUUUUUUUGAGUUCUCGACAAGUGGCAUUCGGAUGGCUGGCCACAGCUGGUUGUGAGUAGUGAUUUUUAUCGUAAACUUAUAGAUCGAUUAAAAAAAAUGAAACUGCCACUUUACAGAGCAUUUUAGUGCUGUUACCAACUCGAUACAGAUCAUUUUAGUGAUGCUAUCAACUUACAAGUCUCCCACAACAAUGUUACCAAAGUAAUAUGAAAUCGGUAUACACUGUGCCUAUACAGUGAAAUCUCGUUACUACGAAUUUCAUAUUAACAAUCUUUUCAUUGCGAAAAUUUGAAAAGUACUUAGCCAUAAGCCUAUUGUUUUACGUAAAUAUAUUUCACUACAACGAAAUGAAAAACCGAAUAUUUCGAAAUAACGAGGGACAAUUCAUGCUUUGUCUGUAUUAGUAGCACCUCAAAUAACGAAUUCAUCACCCGAAAUAUUAUGCAUAAUUGAAACUUAUGAAGCCGUGAAAAACCUGCCACAGUGGCUUAGCGGCUAUGGUGUUGCGCUGCUAAGCAGUGAGGUCGUGGGAUCAAAUCUCGGCCAUGGCGGCUGCGUUUUGAUGGAGGCGAAAUGCAGAAACGCCCAUGUCCCGUGCAUUGGGGCCAUGGUAAAGAUCCCCUGGUGGUCAAAAUUAAUUCGGAAUCCUCCGCUACGGCGUGCCUCAUAAUCAAAUGGUGGUUUUGGCAUGAAAACCCCAGAAUUCAAUUCGAUUCAAGCCCUGAAAAAUUUAAGUGGGCCAUCAUCAUAAACAGACGGUGGCUGGGAUUAUAAGUCCGCGCCAUCCCUAUCGCCAUUGCUCGCAGUAAUGGUGGCCCACUGAAAUAGAAACUACUCAAAUUGGCACCAUCAGCACUGCAAUGAUUGCAUAUUUGCACCCAGUAGAUCGUUCACAAUCCAAGCAGCCACCAGUGUAAGACUGGUUUGCCUUAAAGUACGAGAUCGCGGAAUCAAAUCCCGUCCUCGAUGGCCAGCAUUGCGAUGGGGGCGAAAUGCAAGAGCGCCCGUGCGCGCCGAGGCAUGUUACAAAACCUCAAGCAGGUCAAAAUUAAUCCACAGAUCCUCACUAUGGCUUAGUUCAUAAUCGGAUCCUGAUUUUGGGACGUACCACAUUACACAAUCGAAUUUUUAAAGUCUGGUUUGCCUGAAGCACCACCUAAACCCAAGAAUGAUCAGCAAAUCGGCGUAGGACACAAUGAAAGCGAUAAAAUUUGUGGAUGUUUUAGGGCUUCAGUAACACUUGGCAAUGCUCUGCCAGUGGCGCACCAUGUACAAAUCUCAAAUAUGCAAAUGAUGUAAGGGCCCACUGUGUUACUUUAGAAACUGUUCUAACCUAUAUAAGUAGAUUCUAUCCUCGCAGGGUUUGGGUACGGGCUAGUUGGUAUUCCAUUUGCAAACUUGACUUUGCAAAGUGCACCAUUGCAGAGUAUUUCCACACUUGCCAGUAGCCACGUGGUUCGCAUGUGCGAGAACCUGUGCUCUUACGGCAUAAGAGAGCUUACAUGCUAAGCGAUUGCACAACGGCUCCAGGCGCAUUAUUUUGUUGAUCUGAGGAAUACAUUGCUGCAUGUUGAAGAAUCGCUGUGCUGGGAAUGCUGUUGCCCUGGAGCAUCGCGCUUAAUCUUGCAGAAUGCAGCAUUGUGGAACAUGCUGAGAACUGUGAUAUGUAUUCUCAAUGUUGGCAGCUAUCGGUACGAUGCGCAAACUUAUGGCCGGGUACACGCUCGCAUACUGUUAACAGAUCUGAGGUCUUUACCAACGUUGCAUGCACCAGGUGACCUCUUCACAUAAGCGCGCAUUCUCAUGCCUGUCACUGGCGUAAAUGUACUAUUUGUGGAUGUAAAGCUUCGGCAGAUAUAUGCGAUUCCUCCUGUUGAAAUUCAUUUUUAAUGCCAGUUACAUGUUUUCGAUACGAUAUUUCAAAAUAAGAAUGAAUUUCAGUAAUCCUGUGAUAUUCGUUAUGUCGAGAUUUCACUGUAUAAAUUCCUUUAAAACAUACUAUGGAGAAUGUAUGAAACGAUUGCACUGCAUGUGGAAACGUAUCAGUUUGAAAUGCAAAUUUACUUUGGGAUUGCAUUUGUGCACUGCGGAGAGUGUGAUAUGCUGCGGCGAGAAUUUGUUGUGGCCAAAUGUUUAACAGCACCACAGAACUGUACAUUUCCUAAAAUACAUCCUGGGACGCUAGCUGGGUAACUUGCGUUAGUGAUUGUUUUGCAGGAAUAACUACAGCUUGCUUUUACAAAAGCAUUUAGAUGGGUAUAUUAACCUGUUUUUACGGUUUCAUUCAAUGGAGCGCCCAGUGUAGCUAGUACAUAAGGUGGCAGAACCAUUUGUUCAUUGAUACUGGUAAGAACUGUACACCCUAGCUUUAGGGCAUAAUUUUGUCCCGCAACAGUAAUCGUCAACGAUAUUGUAUGCAUUUCCUAUCUUGAACACUGCACAAUAAGUACAUUUUUUGCUGAAACACAAAAUCUUUGCCAAACUAUACAUGUUGUAAACUGCCUAUUCUACCGAGAUCCAAGAAAAAAAGGAUUAGCUAUGAAAUUGCUGUAUUUAGUCGAUUAUAAGUUGGAUUUUUCACAGAAUCCUUAGCCUCUAAGUCGCCCUACCUGCCUUAUGCACGAGGCUGAUAGAUUCAGUUACUGUCUUGAUAUGGCAGCAGCAGUGACACGUUUACGGUGAUCCAGAUAUUAGACGGCAGCGCUAAUUGUAGCAAUUAAUAAACCUUGGCAAGGGAUGCAGUACUGUAUUUUAAUGCGUAUAACCUGCAGUGAGAAUUUCAAAAAUUUAUAUUAAAGGCAGGGUAGGGUGUAGGCUGUGUAUAAAUUUUGCAUUGAGGUGCGACUUCACGGCAGCACAAAUUUUGCCUUGAGGUGGCUUCACGGUAGCGCAGUGCGCACUGCGGUAAAGCCACACCAUAAGGCGAAAUUCAUGCUGCCGUAAUGUCGUACCUCAUGGUUAAAUUCGCAUAUAACCCGUACCGAUUAUUUGGAGGCUUCCAAUUAUUCGUUAUUCGUUAUUUCGGGCCAAAUGUGGACAAUCCGACGGCUACUCUAUAUUGCGUUAUAUUAGUGUGCAUACAUAAAAUUAAUUUUUCUCAGGUUCCCCCAACUGGCAUCAGUCGUCUUAUAAUUGUGACCACCUUAUAACAGAAUAAAUACGGCACUUUGAUAGUCAGUUUCGAUCGCUAAAUGGUCUCUCUCGAGCCUGAAGAAUCCACCGUUUGGUGAAAUAGCGUGGGCAUAUAUGCACAGACGGCUGAAUCUCACAUGCACAAAGUGACUGUCUGUCAUGCUUGUUCAGACUAAUGCUUUAAAAGUAACAAAAUCUCUGCUGUGUUCUUUAGCCUUCAGGACAAUGUCGUGUCAUAUUAGAAAUGUAUUUGACAGGUGUUUUUUGUUGUCGGUGAUGAUCUGUUAUUCUCAAACAUACAGUAAGCCCUUGUUAUAAGGAAAUCGCUUUAUUCAAAAUAGUGCUCUAUUCAAAGUUUUUAGUGUUCUUGCAUUAGUAUGACUUCCCUUUAGAGAAAUAGUGCUUAUAAUGAAAUCAAUUGUCUUGGUGGCUUCGUUACAAGGUUUUACUGUAGUAGUAGUAGUACCCGUGUCUACCUUGGUGGCAACAAGAUAAGUCAUUGAUACUCUAUGGUGCCACAUGCAUCUGGCUUCAAGUUGUAGCCAAAGUUUUUGCCAUUUGAAUACUUCGUCUCAGGGUGAUGAAUAUAAGUAUUUAUUUUGACAAAGGCUCCCAGGAAGACAAGGACAGCAGAAAGUUUUGUAUUCUAGCAUGCUCGGACACUUUGCCUUUCAGUAACGUGAAUCCCUACUAACUUGCUCAACUUGCAGUCUCUUAGACUUUGCUUUUAGCUCUUCACACAUGAUUGCAAAAAGUUGGUUAGGCUGUUUUUUAAUUUUUUCUGCAAGAUGGCAUUGGGCUUGCCCAGAUUUGGCAGGCGUAUCAGCUGUUUGCCAUGCAUGACUCUGAGCACUACGACUUGCACCGAUUAGGUCGUCGUUUUUUUCAGGAACAAUGUGCUAGAAUGUGCAGCUCUUACCUAAACUUUGUCAUCGCUAUCAUAUUUAUUUAGAAGGGAGUAGCAGUGUGCCUGGAUCUGCAGUUCUAACCAAACUUCGUCUUCACUAUCAUAUCUAUCCAGAGGCAAAUAGCAUAGGUGAGUGCAGUUAACGACGUGCAUUUUUUUUUUAACAACUGUGUUGGUCGGUGAGCAUAUGUGAUGUUUUCAGUGCUUUGUACUGAUCAAAUUGCCUGCUAGAUCGGGUGUACGGCAAGCUCGCAGGUUUACAUGGGCAUGAAAUGCUUUUAACCAUUGCUGCUAGCUUUUGUCUUAGAUAGGCACGCUGGCGGAUGAUUACGCUUUGCGGCACAGUGUAUACAAUUAUGCUAACUUCAUGCCAAGGUAGCACCUGAUAAUUGGAACUAGCAAAACCAGCAACUAGUAAAAAGAGUGCUUCUUUUUUUUUUUGGCUACAUCUUAGACCACUGCUUACUAGACUUGUUCAACAUUGGUUAUCAUGGGUCGUUUGUUAGACGAAAGAAAAAAUGCUGAAAUAAGAUGUGGUUUCUGACAGCGCCAUUAUGUCACCAUGAAAGGUUGUUAUUUUCUUUUUCUUUUUUUUUCUGCUCGAUAAUGAAAUACAUCAGAUAAACCUCUGAACUGGCUGGGUGUCUCCAACUGCAUGUUAAAAAGUUUAUCCUUGCUUCUGUAGCUGAAGUAGUGUUUUGAGUUCAUGCGUGGAGUUGCAUAUUUGUGGAUAUUUUUUUUUCUUUUCACUGCUUUGAUUUUUGCUUGUUUUAACAGCGCUAACGUACCCAAAAACAUCUCAUAGAACAAAAUUUUCAGCGCACACAAACAAUUUGUAGGUCUGAAGGGGUUAAAUCGAUUGGGCCAUGUUGGUAGUUUUUGUUUCCUGAGAACCUUUCCAGGUGUGUGCGAAAUACAUCUAGCUGGAAGAGCUUCUGUUGUAUGUUUCAGGUUGUCAUUCUAAAAGAGAUCAAAUGGAACCCACAAAUGAAAAAGCGUCACUUUAACAUUAUUUAUAUAUAUAGACAACAGACUGAUUCUACUGUGGCUUUAUGUACUUUGGCUUGGUUUAUUUCUAUGUGACUUCGUCGCUUGCGCAGCUUUGUUUCAAAAGCACCUUUAGCACACCUGCAAGAAUACUCGCAUUGCUAUGACUGCAAGAGAGGUGUUACUAACGGCGAUCAAGGUUAUACUUUGUAUAAAUUAUUUUUGUCUAUAAUUUGUAUGUGCACCCUUACACUGUGAUCCAUUUAUGUAAUUCACAUUUGUCCUUUAAUGUUGCUGUGAGGAGUGGCAGAUUAUUGCCCACUUGUCGAAACGUAUGACACAUAUCAUUCGUGAGACAUCUGUGAAUUACACCUGCGAAUUUUCUUUGUUUUGUACUAAAAACUUCCAUUUGUUGAUAUUUUGGCUUUGAAUUUGUGUACGUGGGGUCCUUCAUUUUGGGGUGAAACCCAUUUUCUGACAAUAUUUCGCACACACACUCAACAGGUUUUGGUGAGGGUUGGGGAGUCUGUUUGGACAUUUGCAGUCGUUUCACAGCAAUACAAUGAAACCACUCUUUUGUUUAUAAACAGGUGUCCCCUCUGGAAAUGGGCUUUCAACCACCCUUAAUACACACUUAAUGGUGAUCAAGUAUGUUAUACCUGACAAAGCAAGAGUGCUGAUUGUGAUUUUCUUUUGCGAGAUGUUCUCCCAUCUACCCCUCACCAAAAAAAACAAAAAAAACUUUGCUAAGUUUGCAGGAGAAUAACUCCAAUUUUAACCCUGAUUGCAAACUACUGUAAAUAAAGAAAAAAAUGGCACCCAAUUUUCUUACGUCCACGAUGUAAAAAGAAAUAUGAAAAAUCUAAAAUGAAGGACCCUUAAUCUAGUGCACUCGAUAUACGAAUAACUUGUGCUGUUACGAGUGGUAUGCUAUUGUCGAGUGAAUCUAUUGCUUGUAUGUAAAAGUUGUCUUGCAGCAGCUGUUAAUACACUUGUAGAUGUUGCGGUUGUAUGGUACGGCUGCCUAAUUCAGCAGAUCGACGUGGUGUGGACUCUGCCAAAGAUGGUCUACUCUGGACCUUUUUUAUUUGUAAGUCUGUUCAUUUUGGCUGGGGAAUGUAGUGCACACUAGCAGCUUCUUUUUGUACAAGCUCCCUGGGUGAUGAACACUUGUUUUUUUAGAGGCAGCACUUAUUGACUUUGACAAGACGCACAUUCCACUGUUUCCCCCCUUUUCUUUUAUGCAGAUAGUCCAUUCCUUCGAGAUGUAUUUAUUUUAUUUAUAUUUAUUUAUAUUUUAGAGACAAAUAAAGCUCUUUACACGCUU